This is a messenger RNA of Engraulis encrasicolus (European anchovy), 2072 nucleotides long. RefSeq names its product angiopoietin 4 (gene angpt4). The record is from RefSeq and is a predicted model, not a curated record. Bases 31 to 1620 code for a protein of 529 amino acids. The transcript has 10 exons. NCBI's taxonomy places the organism in Eukaryota, Metazoa, Chordata, Actinopteri, Clupeiformes, Engraulidae.
ACAGGCAGGUGGCCGGCCGGCUAGACGAGCAUGAGACUGGUCUUGCUUGAGUGGGGCCUGGUGGUGGUGCUGGCGGUGGUGACCGCAGGAGGAGGUGCAGCAGGAGGAGGAGGAGGAGGUGGAGGCGGAGGAGGUGGUCGAAAGGGCGAAAGAGGAGGAGGAGAGAGGAGGCGGAAGCUCCAUCGCAUCCAGCAGGGACAGUGUAGUUACACCUUCAUCCUGCCCGAGGUGGAGGGCUGCCAGGGGACGCCGGCGGAGUGGGGUGGGGGUGCCAGUGGAGGAGGAGGCGCAGGUGGUGGAGGAGGAGGUGUGAACGGAGUCCAGAGGGAUGCUCCUCCGCCUCCGCCUCCGGCGAGCGAGCGCGACUGGUCCAGCCAGAAGCUGCAGCACCUGGAGACGGCCAUGGUCAACAACACACAGUGGCUGCGGAAGCUAGAAAAUUACAUUCAAGACAACAUCAAAACGGAGAUGGUGCAGAUCCAUGCGGACGCGGUGCAGAACCAGACUGCCACCAUGCUGGAGAUAGGAACCAGCCUGUUGUCAAGGACCGCAGAACAGACCCUGAAGCUGAAUGUUGUGGAGGCGAAGGUCAUGAAUCAGACGUCUCGCAUUGAGAUUCAGUUAUUGGAAAAUUCACUGUCGACAAACAAACUUGAGAAGGAGCUUUUGGUGCAGACGUCGGAGAUUACCAAGCUUCAGGACAAAAACAGUCGCCUGGAGAACAAGGUUCGUCUGUUGGAGUCUCAGCAGCGUUCGGAGCUGGAGGGCAUGCGGUCGGAGAAGGUGCGUCUGCAGGAGGUGGUGCGGCGGCAGAUGGAGGCCAUCGAGGCCCUGGAGAGGCAGCUGAGGGCCGCCAGCUCCAACAACUCCGCCCUGCAGCGGCAGCAGCAGCAGCUCAUGACCUCAGUACACGCACUCAUGGGGCUGGUGGCGUCCGGGGGCACAGGGCCUGGUCCAAGAGAGCAGAAGUUUAAAGACUGUUCCCAGGCCUUCAAAGCCGGCCAUAACUCCAGCGGCCUCUACUACAUAUACAUCGGCAACAUGACCACGCCAACCAAGGUGUACUGUGACAUGCAGUCGGCCGGGGGAGGGUGGACCUUGAUCCAGCGGAGAGUCGACGGCAGCACAGACUUCCAGCGAGGAUGGGAAGAGUAUAAAACGGGUUUUGGUGACCCGUCCCUGGAACACUGGCUGGGCAACGAGGCCGUGCACCAGAUGACCAGCCAAUCACAGUUCUCCCUGCGAGUGGAGCUGCAGGACUGGGAGGGCUACUCGCACCACGCGCUCUACGAGCGCUUCCAGCUGUCCGGCGAGAAGCAGCAUUACAGGCUGUUCCUGAGAGGCUACAGUGGGGCGUCAGGUCAGCAGAACAGCUUGGUGUCACAUGGCAUCUCCUUCAGCACCCGAGACAGAGACAAUGACAACUGCCAGUGCAAGUGUGCACUCAUGCUCACUGGAGGUUGGUGGUUUGAUGCGUGUGGCUUCUCCAACCUCAAUGGCAUCUACUACGCGGUGGGCCACAACAUCCGCAAGCUCAACGGCAUCAAGUGGCACCACUUCCGAGGGCCCAGCUACUCCUUGCGCUCCACCGCCAUGAUGAUCCGACCGCACGACUUCUAGAGGAGAAGAAGAAGCUUAUGGGGGUUAGCUUACUCACCGCACAGAGAAGAAGGCAAGGCAUGGCAAACAAAGAAAGCAUCACAGUUGGCUUGCUUGGGGUACUUUCACAGAGCAGGGGUCGGCACCAAGAAGGUUAGGGUUGGGGUACUUCAAUGUGGCAUUUGGGCUACUAUGCCAAACACAGAAAACAUGGUGGGGUUGGGAGACUUUCACAGAAAGCAAGUAAUGGUGGGGUUGGGGUACUCAAACAGGCAAAAAGAUAAUACAUGGCACUCAAAGAGAAUGGAAAAGGGUGAGCAUGAGGUACUUUCAAAGAAAAGAGAACGGCACAUGGAAAACAAGAAAGCAGAGUGCGGUGUUUGGGGUUCUGUCACAGAAACAGAACAAGACACAGCAAGAAAGAAGAAUGGUGUUGAGGUACUUUCAUGGAGAAGACAAGACAUCAGAAAAAA